UCCUGACUCCCACCGCCCCCCAGUUUCCCGCCGGCUCCGCCUCCGCCGCCGCGUGCUCACUCGCUCUCCGGUCUGCCUGCUUCAAUCAAACCCAAUCGAAUAGCAGGUGGAGAGCUAGGGACUACCAAAUCGAUAAAAAGUAGACGAUGAGCUGCAACAACAAUUUAGAAUUAUAAACUUUUGGGAUGAAUUGUGUAAGAAGUAAAGAGAUUUAGGUUGAAGAGGUAGAAGAGGUGCCAAAGGGUGAAGAAGAAGUGACUGAAGAGGGGAAGUUUGUGCAAGGAAGGGGAAAUUUAUUUUAAAAAAAUCCCCUACAAUCUCCCCACUUUAGUUUGGAUUUCGCGAGCUUCAAAUAGUAGAAAUGGUGGCGAUGAAGCGGAUGUUGAAGAAAGCAUCGUUGCUAGGUGAAUUGGGGUUCAUCAAGGGAGGCGGCAACAUAAACUGGUUCCCUGGUCACAUGGCAGCUGCUACUCGUGCAAUCCGAGACCGCCUAAAGCUCUCUGACCUUGUAAUUGAAGUUCGCGACGCUCGUAUACCAUUGUCCUCUGCAAAUGAUGAGUUGCAGCCUAUGCUGGCGGGAAAGCGACGAGUUAUUGCUCUUAAUAAGAAAGAUUUGGCAAACCAAAACAUCAUGAAUAAAUGGGUCCACUAUUUUGAUUCUUCCAAACAAGACUGUCUUCUGAUUAAUGCACACCACAAAAGCUCUGUUCAAAAGCUUCUCGAUCUUGUGGAAUACAAGUUGAAGGAGGUCAUAUCUAGGGAGCCAACACUCCUUGUCAUGAUUGUCGGUGUUCCCAACGUGGGCAAGUCUGCUUUAAUCAAUUCCAUCCAUCAAGUAGCAUCGUUGCGCUUUCCAGUGCAGGAGCAGAAGAAGAAGCGAGCCACAGUUGGGCCUCUACCUGGAGUUACUCAAGAUAUCGCCGGAUUCAAGAUUGCACAUCGACCUAGCAUAUACGUACUGGAUACGCCAGGGGUGUUGGUUCCGAGUAUUCCAGACAUAGAAACGGGUUUAAAGCUAGCUGCCGCAGGCUCGGUAAAGGAUUCUGUAGUUGGCGAGGAACGGAUUGUCCAGUACUUGCUAGCUGUUCUGAAUGUCCGAGGCACUCCUCUCCGUUGGAAGCCGCACAACAAUAAGGAAGCUGAAGGUGGUAGUCUCAAUCUUGAUGACAACCGACCCAGCUAUGAUCUUAAAGAUUUAUUGCCGAAGAGGAAGAAACCUUCUCUCAAUAAGUCCGACGUUUACUACAUUGAGGAUAUUGUGAGUAACGUUCGAGGGGCCAUUCACAGCCCCCUUGCCAAAUUCGAGGGGAGCUUGGAGGACGAGGGAGAGUUGGGGAACCUAAUCGAGCAGCAGUUCGAAGCCCUGCAGAAGGCGAUGAAGAUACCCCACAAAGAAUCCGAGGCUCGGACAAUGGUGUCGAAGAAAUUCUUGACAUUGUUUCGAACAGGUAAGCUUGGCCCUUUCACUCUUGAUGAUGUCCCUGAACCUGCAGAUGCUCUAUGAAUUCGUUUCUUUGUUUCGUAGAUUUCGGUUUUUUAUUGUUUUUUAGGAGAAAUAGUUGUUGAAUAUGAUAUUUUAUGUAGAAAAUGAAUACGUUUUUAUCGGAAAUAA
This is a messenger RNA of Andrographis paniculata, 1612 nucleotides long. RefSeq names its product short integuments 2, mitochondrial. Gene Ontology annotation, cellular component: mitochondrion. Lineage: Eukaryota; Viridiplantae; Streptophyta; Magnoliopsida; Lamiales; Acanthaceae. Gene Ontology annotation, molecular function: GTPase activity; GTP binding. The transcript is spliced from 10 exons. The record is from RefSeq and is a predicted model, not a curated record. The coding region runs from base 362 to 1504 and encodes 380 amino acids.